AGUAAUGCUAAAAAUGCCAAAACAGGACGUGGUAUGAUGUUUACUUAGUGAAAUCUGUAAACACUUAUUUACAGGUUCAUUAGCGUUGCAACUGAUUAAGUGCGUAGUACACAUAUGGAUUCCCAAAAAUGUUUUUAAACGUUUCUAACCUUGACCUGCUUUAAAGAAAUACCUAAAGGCUAAACUGUUUGUGCGUAGGUGCAUCUAUACAUAUUUCCAUAUAUAUAUAAUAACAUGUUCAUCAUAAGAAGUGGAUUGAACGGCAUCACACAUCAUACCAUUACAAACCAUGGUGUCUAAGCAAGUAGCGAGGAUUGUCGUUGCUUCAAUUUAUCGACUGUUAGUUCUUGGAGUGUUCAUGACAUUCACUAUCGUCGGCUAUUGCUACCUGUAUCCAGAUGAACCGUUCCGUAUUCAAAAUCUCUUGGUACUUUUUAAGUAUAUCACAUUUAUCACUCUGACACUGGUACAGGUGUAUUUCUCUGUGGCCACAAUACUACAGGCAUGCAAAUCGGUUACAGUCCAUUCUUACUUCUUUACACUGGCGUUCACAUAUAGUUGGACAAUAGCUUUGAUAUACCUCAUUGUGUAUUUGGUUGAUCCAACUGUGGCGACUGAAAAUCCUGAAUUGAAGGCUAUGCCUUUAUGGUUCAACCAUGCAACUCACUUCUUUGGACCAGUGGCAGUACUUGUCGAUGCAUUCGUCUGGAGACCGAAAUCAGUCAAACUGUUAAUAUCCUUCAUCGUUUGUUAUAUUCUGAUGGCAGGUUACAAUAUCUACAUGGAAGUUUCAAUUUCAGCAUUCCACUUCAGUCCAUAUCCAAAACUUGACAAAAUACCAACUGGUUAUCGAUUCUUAGUUUAUGCAAUUAGUUGGGCAUUGGUCACUGUAUUCACUCUGUGCAAUUAUUGCCUACUUCGUCUGAUCAAUCGACGUGGCGGUGAUGCUGAACAACCCAUCAAGGAUGAAAAAUAAAAACACUUUACACUAAUUUAUAUCUGUAGUUCCUAUGUAAUCAAUAAAAAAGCUUCAAAACUUGA
Trichobilharzia szidati is the source of this 1041-nucleotide messenger RNA. NCBI's taxonomy places the organism in Eukaryota, Metazoa, Platyhelminthes, Trematoda, Strigeidida, Schistosomatidae. The record is from the annotation of a GenBank genome assembly.